Messenger RNA from Lingula anatina, 5786 nucleotides. Its product is annotated as dedicator of cytokinesis protein 3. The record is from RefSeq and is a predicted model, not a curated record. Gene Ontology annotation, biological process: small GTPase-mediated signal transduction. NCBI's taxonomy places the organism in Eukaryota, Metazoa, Brachiopoda, Lingulata, Lingulida, Lingulidae. Gene Ontology annotation, molecular function: guanyl-nucleotide exchange factor activity; small GTPase binding. Gene Ontology annotation, cellular component: cytoplasm; plasma membrane.
UCCGCGCUGGUCACAUGACCAAAACAACAUGGAGGAAGUGUGAAGGCAACAAAACGCGAUGUUGCGGAAACUGUGUAUUAUUAUCUUAGACCAAGCCUAGUGAGGAUAAAAUGUGGACUCAAACGCCAAAGGAGAAGAAGUACGGCGUUGCUGUGUACAACUUCGAUGGUUCGUGCGUGAGAUUUGGACUGUCGUUGGAGAUAGGAGAGACAGUGCAGAUUCUAGAAGAAUGUUCAGGCUGGUACAGGGGGGCCUCAACCAGGAACAAGGAUAUUAAGGGAAUUUUUCCAGCCAAAUAUAUUCACCUGAAGCCAUGCAAAGUAGACAAUCAAGGACCAUAUGAGAGCGUGAUUCCAGUAGAAGACAGUAUAGUCCAUGAGGUGUCCUAUGUUCUGAGAGAAUGGAGGCACAUAUGGCAGAGACACUUUGUGGAGAGGAAGAAACAGGUGUUCGACACAUUCAAGAAGGUGAUGUUGGACCUGAUGGACUGGAGGCGGCAGUUGAUGUCGGACUCACUGACACAGGACCAGGCUAGAGAACUGAAACAGAAGAUCACAGCCAAGAUAGACUGGGGGAAUGGUCGUCUUGGCCUGGACCUGGUCCCCAGGGUGAACAGUGAACAGGUGGACACAGAGAACAUCUGCCUUCCAAUUGACCAAUUCCCACUAUGCCAUGUAAGAUUUGAGUUCAGACAUUGUUCAACACAAAAACCAAAGCACCUGUUUUCAUUUGGCUUCAUACGCCUCCAUGAUGGAGUGACAAUCAGAGACGGGAAACAUGAACUCAUUCUAUACAAGUGUGAGGACUACGUGAAGUUAAAGAACGUGUCCCACUAUCUCAGCCUCCCGUCAACCACUGAAGAUGUCACUCACACAAACAGCAAUAAAUAUUUCACCAAAGACACAGAGGACGCCACUAUCUACACCACGCUUUGCUCAACUAAACAUACGCAAAAUGUUGAUAUCCUGGGAAUUCUGAAGUGGAGGGACCCCAAGGAAAACCUGCUGCAGAACUUACAAAAGCUGUUACGCAUAGAUGGGGAGGAGAUUGUAAAGUUCCUCCAAGAUAUUCUAGAUGCAUUAUUUUCCAUGUUGUCAGAGAUGAGUGAGAACCAGCCUGAGCUGCAGGUGGUUUUUAAAGCACUGGUCAAGAUAUUCAACAUGCUGGAGACAACCAAAUAUGAACACUUUAAAAUUGUCAUGGACACUUACAUCACAGACCAUUUCUCUGCUCCACUGGUUUACAAGGAUCUCUUGCGCUGUCUGCAGGGAAGGAUUGAUGCCAUCACAGCCACUGUGGUCGACAAACAGAAAAACCUGCAGAAUGUUUUCAAGGUCCUGGAAUACAUCUUCAAAUUCAUUGUGCAGUCAAAAAUACUAUUCACCAGGCAUUCAGGUGGCCCUGCAGCUGAAGAGGAAUUUAAAUCUUUACUAACUGCUGUGAUGAAGUCUAUGGGGACAGCUCUACAUUAUAACAAGGAGGCCACAAUUCAUACCCAGUGUGUUUUGCUGCGAUCGUUCAGUGGCAUCUACAAUGAUCUUUUGCGUGUAGUUUCCAAAAUGGAGCUUAGCAGCAUGAUCUGUACCCUGAUAGCCAGGAUACCCCGCGAUGUCCACUACCAGCUGGCGCAUGUCAAACUCUUGUGUCUGCGAGACACUGUUGGCUCGGUUCUCUUUCAAGAUCCAGAGUCCAGACACACCCUGAUGCCAAUGUGCCUUGGUCAGCUGAAGUACUACAUGAUUGAAAAACAAGAGCUCAAGGAGUCCACCGCCAUCUUGGGAGACAUUCUCGACGCCCUCUAUGCAAAUGUACAGUCCAAGACGUCUCAUGCGGACAUAGAACACGUAGUGACCGGCAUGUUGCCAGUGGUGUUACAGACCGUCACAGCUGCAGACAGGAGAAGUGAAGUUGCGCCUGACACGGGACUGCGGAGAGCACGUUACUCGCCCUAUGUGAUAAACCGCCUGGAGGAGGGUCAACUGGUCGCCUGUCUGAUAGGCAUGCUGAAGCUUAUGGACGAGACGCACUAUAAAUCAGUAUUAGAUGCCUACGUGGAUGGCCCCAGACUCAAGGGAUUCCUCCUGAAAGUACUAACGGUGUUCCAAGAACUAGUGGGUAAAGAUGUCUUCCCAUCUGACUGGAUCGUGAUGAGGAUGGUCACCAACAAUGUCAUUCUGACUGCAAUCCAGUUCUUCUCCCAGGCCCUAAACGACCAUUUCCUUCACGGGGACAGCUUUGACUCACAGCUGUGGACGGAGUGUUUCAAACUCGCCGUCGCCUUCCUGACGCAGCCUAGUCUGCAGUUGGAGACGUUCUCCGAGGCCAAGAGAGCUAAAAUACGGGAAAGGUAUGGAGAGACAGACAUGAGGGUGGUGAUGGGGUUCCUUAUACUGUCCAUGUGGCAGAACCUAGGAGAGCACAAGAUCCACUUCAUCCCCAGCAUGGUGGGACCUUUCCUUGAGGUGACGUUAGUGCCAGAGACGGAGCUGAGGAAGGCCACACUUCCCAUCUUCUUUGAUAUGAUGGAGUGUGAACAGAGACAUAGAGGGAACUUUAAACAGGUUGAGAGUGAGUUGAUAGACAAGCUUGACAUCUUGAUCAGUGAAAACAAAGGAGACGAUGAAUACAGGGAGCUCUUCAAUGCUGUGCUUUUGGACAAAGUUCAAGCUUCUGAGACCUCCUGGAAGGAGAAUGGCACCAUUUUCAUCAACUCUGUUACCAGGUUACUGGAGAGACUGCUGGACUACAGAAAUGUGAUGAUGGGAGAUGAGAACAGAGACAAGAGGAUGACUUGUACUUUUAACCUGUUGAACUUCUACAACAAUGAAAUUCAGCGGGAAGAAAUGUAUGUGCGAUACAUCUACAAACUUUGUGACCUUCACCUUGCUGCAGAGAACUACACAGAGGCUGGUUUUACGUUACAACUUCACGCCAGCCUGCUAGAGUGGUCAGACACCAUGCUUCAUGCGGACCACAAACAUCCUCACGCUGAGUUUGAGUGGCGGAGGAAAGAGGGACUUUAUAAACAGAUCAUUGACUAUUUUGAUAAGGGGAAAGCGUGGGAGUAUGGCAUUCCACUCUGCAAGGAACUGGCUGAUUUAUAUGAGAAAACCUACGACUAUGCAAAUCUUAGUAACAUUUUGAAAACCCAGGCUCAAUUUUUUGAUAAAAUCUUACAUGAGUUGAGAGCAGAAUGUGAAUACUUCAAAGUGGGCUUCUAUGGCAGAGCUUUCCCUAUGUUCUUGAGGAACAAAGUUUUUGUCUACAGAGGAGAGGAGUAUGAGAAAUUGUCUGCGUUCAACCAUCGUCUGCAGCGUGAGUUUCCUGCUGCCACCAUAAUGAGCAGUAACACGCCGCCAGACGACAGCAUAUGUAAUGGAGACGGACAGUACAUUCAGAUCUGUAACAUCAAGCCCAUCCCGUGUGACUUGGAGGUGUUUCGUAGCCUGUCUGUGCCACAAGCCGUGAAAAACUUUUACAAAGUCAACGACAUCAAGACAUUUCAGUACUUUGUUCCAUUCCAUAAAGGAGUCAAGGAUAAGAAUAAUGAGUUCAAGACUCUGUGCCUAGAAAAAACAACUUUAAAAACAGGCCACUCUCUGCCGGGAAUUCUGCGCUGGUUUGAGGUGCAGGAGAUAAAGACAAUAGAGCUCAGCCCCAUCGAGACGGCCAUAGACACCAUGGAGAACAUGAACAAGGAGUUGCGGAAUCUUAUCAGUCAGUAUGGCCAUGAGACCACCCAGAGUCUUAAUCCACUCACCAUGAGACUGAAUGGGGUCAUAGACGCAGCUGUUAAUGGAGGCUCUGCUAAAUACCAAGAGGCCUUCUUUUCAGCUGAAUUUGCAAUUCAGAACCCAGAAAGUCUUCACCAUAUCCCGGUGCUGAAAGGACUGUUCCAACAACAGGUGACCCUGUUGGAAGAUGCUCUAGGCAUUCAUGGCCGCUUGGCUCCAGAACAGGUGCAGCCAUUACACAACCGUCUGGUAGAACUGUUUGCUACAAUGAAGGAAUCAUUCAGAUCUACUGGUUCCCCAAUGAUGACAAGACACGCCACUGUGAGGAAGAAGUCAGAUCCUCUCCCUGAUCUCCCAGGUCAAAUACUCCAACCAACCAGCUUAGACUCCGGGGGCUCACCAAGGUCAAGCUCAUCAUUGACACCAACGCCCCCUAGUAGUAAUCGUUCCUCUGGUGUCUAUGGUGAUAUUCCAGAGGAAGAAGAGGAUUUGUAUGCUUCUCCUAAAGAGUCAGCUAGGCAGAGUGUAGUGGCUAGCAAACGUAGUAUGUCUCCCGUGAUAGAGAGACACAGCACGGGGACACGUAGACCCGCCAACUCCUGGCUAGCACAGAGACCACAGUCUAUGAAUAUACAGGAGAAAUUUGAACCCAAGCCACGUCCUGCACACAGACACUCCAGCGAACCCGCCAUAUCGCCCGCGUCACAGCCCUCAGUUAAUGGACCUCCACACAGAAGAGCAGGCACAGUGCAUCAGAAGACUGGCAGCACCUCUUCAUCCUCAACGCCAUCUAUCUCCAGCACUGAGAGUGGCAUUGAUGUGGCGCCACCUAUUCCCAAGAGGCACCAGUCACCAAGUAUAGAUAGCGGAAGUAGCAGCAGGAAAAUGGACUCCAGCUCCUCAGGGGAUGGGGAUAUGGUUUGUCCUGCCAUUCCAGCCAAAGUUCACAAAACACCAGACUCGUCUUCCCCUAAGACCCCAGGCAGCAGGCCUCCCCCAAUAUCCCUGAGGAGUAAAUCCCAACCGUCUAUAGAUACAGGGGCACCUGCUCUACCCCCCAGGGACAGUCCCAGGACUAAAACCAGGCAGGUCACUCCCCCACCCCCUGCCUUACCCCCCAGGGAUGGACACCAUACCCCACACAAAGAAGGGGGAGAGAGUACCUUCCCCAGGUACGAGCACCCUAAAUUACAUCCCACGUUGUCCAAUCCUAAAACAUCGCCAGAAGGUCAGGGGUCAACGGUCCCGCCUCUACCUCCCAAACCAGCCAGUUCACUGAGGUCGCCGCCAGCAGUGAAGACUGAAGCGCCACCUGCAGAGUCAGGGGAUGACAGAGGUGCACCGUCCCCAUCUGAGACCACGACUUCCCAGGGUUCCAUAGCACCACCACCAUCAACGCCCCCUAGGAGUGUGCAGGGACAUGGUAGUGUUCGCCCUAGGCCUGCGCCAAGACAGAAGUCGGUUGAUCAGUCGCCUUCUUGAUGAUUGUAAUAUAAAAAAAUUUUUUAAAGAAUUGAAGAAGUGAAAUUUGCCUGGCAACUAGUUAUUACAUAUAAAGUUCUAGAUUUUUGUACUUAAGCUGAACUCUUGUCAAAUUAAUGAGUCAGUUUUGCCCGAUAACACAAGCCAUCAUUGUAGCACUCAGCGCUUGUUGACUCAACAGUGGCGAGUCAUUGCACGUGCCUCAAAAAUUAUGUUUGUUUUAUGGAGCAGUGAAAAACUUCCCAAAAAGUUAAGAAGGCCUGGUUCUGUUUAGCAGAAGUUUUAAUGACUGAUAGAACUUUUCUGCGUGCUUGAAAGUAUCAGUGUGUAUUCUGGAGUGACAUCAGUGGAAAUAGUGACAUGUGAUAAAAGAUUGACAAAGUCAUAUCUGCAGUUGAUCCCUGUACCUGAAAAUUAGUUUUUAGUUUUCUUUUUUUCCACUCAAAAUACAUAUACUUUAACCAUUUUUUGUGCUGAUGUUUGUAGAUUAUUUGAAAUAUAAUUGUGUUUUAUAUUAUCAGAACUUGUUUUCUAGGUUUCAAGUAAAAUAUCUUCUUAAGCAAACAGCUU